AUGGUGCUGUUCGCGGGCCAGGCCACGCCCAGCAGCCCCAUCCGGGUCAAGGUUGACCCCGCCCACGACGCCAGCAAGGUCAAGGCCGAGGGGCCGGGCCUGAGCCGCUCCGGGCUGGAGCUGGGCCAGCCCACGCAUUUCACCGUGAGCACCAAGGGCGCCGGCCGGGCCGCGCUGGACGUGCAGGUGACGGCGCCGGGCAAGGGCGAGGCCGUGCGGGACCUGCAGGUGACCGACAACCACGACGGGACACACACGGUCACCUACACACCUGUGCAGCAGGGCACUCUGGGGGUCUCGGUCACCUACGGGGGAGACCCCAUCCCCAAGAGCCCCUUCAGCGUCGGCGUCAGCCCCGGCGUGGACCUGGGCAAGAUCAAAAUCUCCGGCCUGGAUGACAAGCUGGAGGUGGGCAAGGCGCACGAGUUCACGGUCAAGGCCAAGGGCGCGGGCGGGCAGGGCCAGGUGAGCGCCCGCGUGCUGGGCCCGGCGCGGAAGGCGCUGCCGUGCUCGGUGGAGCCGGCGGCCGCGGCCGAGAGCAGCGCCGUGCGCUUCGUGCCGCGCGAGGAGGGGCCCCACAGCGUCGAGGUCACCUACGACGGCGUCCCCGUGCCCGGCAGCCCCUUCCCCGUCGAGGUGGUGCCGGCCACGGAUCCCUCCAAGGUCCGCGCCUUCGGCCCCGGUCUCCAGGGAGGCCUGGCGGGGGUUCCGGCCCCGUUCACCAUCGACACCAAAGGCGCCGGCACGGGCGGUUUGGGGCUGACCGUGGAGGGGCCCUGCGAGGCCAAAAUCGAGUGCCAGGACAACGGUGAUGGCACCUGCAACGUGUCCUACCUGCCCACGGAGCCCGGCGACUACAACAUCAACAUCCUCUUCGCCGGCGCCCACAUCCCCGGCUCGCCCUUCCGCGCGCCGAUCCGGCCCAAGUUCGACCCUUCCAAGGUCACCUGCGAAGGGCCGGGCUUGGAGAAGGCCACGGCCGGGCAGCCGGGGCGCUUCCGCGUGGAUUGCAGCCGGGCGGGCACGGCCGAGCUCACCAUCGGCAUCGCCUCCGAGGCCGGGGCGCGCGCCGACGUCAGGGUGGAGGAGAACGGCGACGGCAUCUACACCAUCGCGUACACGCCGCGCAGCGCCGGCGUGCACACCGUCACCGUGGAGUACGGCGGGCAGCCCGUGCCGCACUUCCCCAGCACCGUGCGCGUGGAGCCGGCGCCCGCCGCCGUGGAUACGAGCGGCAUCAAGGUGUACGGGCCCGGCGUGGAGGGGAAGGGUGAGUUUGGG
This is a messenger RNA of Zonotrichia leucophrys gambelii, 1281 nucleotides long. Its product is annotated as filamin-A-like. The transcript has 6 exons. The annotation marks the transcript as partial. The record is from RefSeq and is a predicted model, not a curated record. NCBI's taxonomy places the organism in Eukaryota, Metazoa, Chordata, Aves, Passeriformes, Passerellidae. Gene Ontology annotation, molecular function: actin filament binding. Gene Ontology annotation, biological process: actin cytoskeleton organization.